GUUUCUACUGUACUGUUUCUAGAAUUCUGCUCCUGCUUUCUAGGUGACGUUUUGGUGGUAUGGUUUGAUCGUUUGAUUGUUUUGGACGCUGUUUUGAAAAAUCUGAUAGUUUUAGCUAGUCAUUUAUUAUGGCAGGAGAAGUUGUGGUUGAUGCACUUCCUUACAUCGAUCAAGGUUAUGAUGAACCUGGAGUCCGUGAAGCUGCAUUAGCAAUGGUUGAGGAAGAAACUAGAAGGUAUCGUCCUACAAAAAACUAUCUGGAACAUCUUCCACCUCUCAACCUGAAUGCUUUUGAGACAGAAUUGUUGCGAAACGAGUUUGAGAGAAUGCAGCAACGCCUGCCCAUGGACACCUUAAGCAUGAAGAGGUACGAGCUACCACCUCCGGCAGGCAAGAUGACUGACAUUGCUGCGUGGAAUGAGUGUGUAGAGAACUCCAUGGCUCAGCUGGAACACCAAGCUACGAG
Homalodisca vitripennis (glassy-winged sharpshooter) is the source of this 466-nucleotide messenger RNA. RefSeq names its product pre-mRNA-splicing factor SPF27-like. Lineage: Eukaryota; Metazoa; Arthropoda; Insecta; Hemiptera; Cicadellidae. The record is from RefSeq and is a predicted model, not a curated record. Gene Ontology annotation, biological process: mRNA processing. Gene Ontology annotation, cellular component: catalytic step 2 spliceosome; precatalytic spliceosome; Prp19 complex.